Octodon degus (degu) is the source of this 2234-nucleotide messenger RNA. RefSeq names its product translocase of inner mitochondrial membrane 21 (gene Timm21). The transcript is spliced from 6 exons. The record is from RefSeq and is a predicted model, not a curated record. NCBI's taxonomy places the organism in Eukaryota, Metazoa, Chordata, Mammalia, Rodentia, Octodontidae. The coding region runs from base 329 to 1072 and encodes 247 amino acids. Gene Ontology annotation, cellular component: TIM23 mitochondrial import inner membrane translocase complex. Gene Ontology annotation, biological process: protein import into mitochondrial matrix.
CUCCUUCCGUCCACUUUGCGACCUCUCGGCUAUGUGUAAAGUCCUUAAACUGCGAUUCCCAGAAUGCCUGGAAGAUUCCCAGACUGCUUUGCGAAGGUAUGAGGGGGAAGAUGCGACUGUCAGCCCGGAAAGUAAAAAGGACAUUUUAAUUCAGCUAACAAGAGGACAAAAGGCAGACGAACAUUCUCUCGGGAGAAUCUUUGUGUCAAUAUAUAUAACUAAAGCUCCUGUAAUACAAAUGUGUGAAUUUUAGUACGUGUCAGGUCAGGCGGACAGAUUUCUGCAGAUUGCAGUUAGCAUCCUCACUACGCCGAAGUUUUCUUUGAACAUGAUUUGUACUGUUCUACGAGCUGUACAGUAUGCAGAGAAACUGCACAGGUCCUCCGGGAGGCGACUGUUGUUGCCCUACUUUGCGCUUAAUAAAGCUUUCUUUACGACUGAGCCUUGUUUGAGACGGGGACUGCAAGUGCAGAAGAAAAAGGGGCGACCUGGAUCUAUCUUUGAAGUCACCCGGAAAACUGUAUGGACGCAGGGACUGCGACCGCAGAAAGCAGACAACAGAGGCAAGCAAGUCUCUGCGCACAGUGGUCAGAAAGGGGAAACUGCCAUCACAACGACUCAAAGAGUGAAAGAAGCUGGGCGAGAUUUCACCUAUGUAAUAGUGGUACUCAUUGGAAUCAGCAUUACAGGUGGCUUGUUUUAUGCGAUUUUCAAAGAACUUUUUUCUUCAUCCAGUCCUAGUAUGAUAUAUGGGAAAGCCUUAGAAAAAUGCAGAACACAUCCUGAGGUGAUCAGUUUCUUCGGUGAGCCUGUUAGAGGCUAUGGGGAGAUGACAAGACGCGGGCGAAGGCAUCAUGUCAGUUUUAUUGAUUAUGUAAAAGAUGGACUGAAACACACACGGGUAAAAUUCUACAUUGAGGGCUCUGAGCCAGGAAAGCAAGGAACAGUGCAUGUGGAAGUGAAAGAGAAUCCAAAUAAUGGUGAAUAUGAAUUUCGGUACAUAUUUGUGGAAGUGGAAUCCUAUCCUAGAAGAACUAUUAUCAUUGAAGAUAAUCGAUUCCGAGAUAAUUAAAAGAAUCGAGCAAGCAUGCUGUUUCCUAGUGGCUGUAGAGUGGUGCAGAUUCAUUAUGAUCUUCGUGGCUCUCUUCCAGAAUCUGUUCAGAAGAGUAAGAAGAGUGUAUCAGUGAAUGUAGUAAGAUAUUGGAUACAUUUAAGCCUUUGUUGUGAAAAAUCAUGAAAUAGACUAUAGAGCAUAUUUUUAGUAUGAAUUGUCAAUUACGGCAGUAUUUCUGCUUAUUUAACAUCAUUUGUGAUGAGCUUUUUGUUACGGAAAUUUUUACACCAUGUAAGUAAAAUGAAUUUACAUAUUUUAUAUCUAUAUAAUUUGGAAUCUGUCUUAAGAUAAACAUGGAAGUAUUUGAGAACUAUAGUGAGCUAGAAAGUAAAUACAUUAUAAAAAGGUUGUGGAAAUCUCACGAUUUAGGAAUCUUUUUCUUGAUUUCCACUCUAUGACCCUAGGCAAUAUCUACUGUGGAAAGAGAACACAAACCGCACUCUGGUGAACCAGCUCUCACUGUGCCUUUUCUAGCCAGUGUGCAGGCCUUGCAGGUCCUUCAGCCUCAUCAGACCUCCUGUUCCCUGGUUAGCUGGUGACUGAGGUGAUAGGUACAAGUGCCGUGCUGUAGAGAGUCCAUGAGGUGUCCCAGCCCCUUUAGAACUUUGCUGAUAUUUGUCACUGCCAGUAGGUCAAACAUAAGUAGUACUUGUUCAAAUGUGUUUGUGAGGCCCUUUUUAAAAAAUAAUUUUAAAAUAUGAACCUACUUUAUUUUACCCUACUUUAUUUGAAGUAUUUGCUGGACAUCUAUUAAAGUGACCUUCACUUACAAGUCUUUAUCACAUAACUAAAGUGUUCUAUGUGCUGUUAUCUGUGAAGGCUUCACAGUGGAGAUUCCUCAGCACUGUUCAUUGUUCUUGAGAACUGGUAGUGGAGAGGUUUCUGAUGGGUGUUUGAGAUCCUAGCAUAUUUAGGAUUGAAAGAUCUACAGGAAAUUUGUUUCCCUGCUUAGUUUGUCUACUAAGUUAGUUAAAUUUUUUGUUUAACUGCUGUCUUUAAGUCCUUUAUUAUUUUAAUUCUAAAAAUUUCAAAGUAUGGAAAGUAUUACAACAGAACUUCUGUCUCUGAGAGGGAACAUGCUUUCAGCGACAGGGUGAACUCUUAAUUUGGGUUCAGUCUC